Messenger RNA from Striga asiatica, 1320 nucleotides. The record is from the annotation of a GenBank genome assembly. NCBI's taxonomy places the organism in Eukaryota, Viridiplantae, Streptophyta, Magnoliopsida, Lamiales, Orobanchaceae.
AUGAUUAGUAAGAGGGAUGACAGGGCAGAUGUCUUGUUUAAAGGGCAACCUUUUCCUCGAUAUCCCACUGGGUUUACCACCAAUAAAAGGGCGGUUAUCCAGAUCCAGCGCUCAGUUGAAAUAGCUGAGUGCUCUGAGUCAUUUCUGACGAGGUAUAUACCGAAGAUUUCAACUAUACCCCUCUUUCAGGGUAUAACUUGGAAUCCUACCUGGAAAGCCACUGCUUCGAAAAUGAAGCCGAUUAAGUUGGGCUCGUCGAAAUCGAACUGUUCUUGUCUGUCGAUCCCUUACCCAAAGAUAAUCCCUUGUUGCUCCUGGAGUUUUGUCCAUUUUCACCAAAGGACCCUUCCCAGGCAGAACCAAUCUCUUAGUGGCUCGCUAACCGGCCAUGGCUAUCCUUUAGUUAGUGCUGGACCGCUUCACCGCUUCCUCAAUUACAUCGAUCCUGGUCUCGGUUCUUACCAACCAAAGACCACUCUUCGAUCUCCCGGUGAGUUGGACGGGAACGAGACAGAGGGGGUUGGAGCAUUUGAAUUGCCCCUUUCUGUUGGAAUAGUUGAAAGUCUUCUUCUUAGGGGAUUUUCUUGUGUUGCAAACUGUCGUUCAAAUAAGGUGCAGAAGGAGGAAAGAGUUGAUAUAGUCAGAGGUAGAUCUCAGUCUCGCAAACCUAUCAGACAAGUUUUUCGCCCCAAGUCGGUUGUUAAUACUGAUAAUUCCAACCAUGAUCAACAACAUGAUCCCAUCGCUGCGGAUUCCGGAAAAGCUCUUCAGGAUCCGCGUGAUACUGGUUUUGAGGGAGGAAAACCAUCGAAUCUAACUGUUAGUGAUUCUACAGCCGCUUGUCAGUCCUUGCCUUUGGUGUCUGAUACUAUUUGCCAAAAUCCUGCUGUUAUGGGCGAUUCAGCCGCUCUUGAUGAAUCCAAGGCUGAAUCGCCUAGGGUUUCAUCUGAUUCUCAAUUGAUUUUACAUGAAUCUUCUAUGGGGGAUAAUGAUCAUCCUGCUAGAGAGGAGUCUGACCAUGGUAAGCAAUUAGUUCCCAUUGCUCAAGACGAGCUAAACGAAGAUCUCGCAGUUAUUGAAGCAACCAAAAACCUGGAUGAUUUUGAAGUUAUUCCUACGGAAUCGACUUUCAUUCGGAAAAGGAAUUAUGGCAUUGGGCGAGGGGUACUUUUUAGUCAUAUCCGUGGACAAGUGAGCAGAGGUAAAGCGAAGAACUCUUUGCAAUCGAAGGAAUUGGAAAGCAAAAUAGGGAGCUUUCUGAAAGAAAGCACUAGUUCUGCCUUUCACUCUGCCAACACUUUCUCAUGUUCGGCCCAAUGA